UUCGAGAUUAAACAGUAGGGUAGUUAAUGUUUAUAAGAUAUUCAUGAUAAGGAUAGAAUCUACAUUUUAAACUUUCAAUUAAAGGAAAAAAACAUGUAUAUCAUAGUGAAAUAUGGAAAUAAUGAAUCAUUAUUGUGCAAUCCAAAUAGUGCUGUGAUUAAUUUACUCUCAAGCAUUAAGUCCAGGGCAGGCUUUGCUAAUACAAAUAAGAUAUUGGACCUUUCUGACGAAACAGAAUAUAAACUUAAAUUUUUAACUUUGACGAAAUUCGGUGUUGAAUCCUUAUAUGCACCACUGUAUAUAAUUAAUUCUGUGACAAAAAGUUUGGGUUUGGUAAAAGAAUUAGAUGCACACAAAAAGGACUACGCAUCAAAAUUUUUAUCUUCACAUACCACGUAUGUUUUAGUGGAAAAGGAAUUAUUGGAGGAUGGACACAUAUUGAAAGACGUCACGCCUGUAACUGUGGGCUCUAAAGAAUUUGUUUAUACGCCAUUACUAGAUGAAUACGCCGAAUUAUUUCCUGAAUUUAAAGUCCAUGUGCAAGAGAUAGAACUAAGAAAGCAACGACGCCAGUUAACUAAAUCGCCAAGUCCAGCAGGUCGAUUUCCGAAAAGUAAACGAACACAGAAUAAACAGAAAAGUAAACGAUCUACAACACCUCGUGAAUAGUGUUGUGUUGGACAGGCAUUCUGGCUAAAUCGGCUAAUUUCAUAGCGAUAAUAAUCAUAUGCUUCAAUGCAUCUAUAAAACUAGAGAGUUGCCAUGUUAGUAACAUAAUAAGAGCAGAAGUAAAUAAAAAGCAAAUACUUCAGACAUUUUGUACAUUGGUGUAUACUUUUAUGUAUACUCACUCAAUGCUUCGAUCACAAUAUAAGAAUACAAUAAUACAUCGCUUUGUGCGCUGUACUUCUUACGUAGCACAAUUUACAUUGUAUAUCAUUUGAGCAUCAUUAUAUAUUCAUACG
This is a messenger RNA of Lottia gigantea (owl limpet), 965 nucleotides long. RefSeq lists its product as hypothetical. Lineage: Eukaryota; Metazoa; Mollusca; Gastropoda; Lottiidae. Bases 94 to 669 code for a protein of 191 amino acids. The transcript has 3 exons. The record is from RefSeq and is a predicted model, not a curated record.